Aspergillus glaucus CBS 516.65 is the source of this 532-nucleotide messenger RNA. RefSeq lists its product as uncharacterized. Bases 82 to 414 code for a protein of 110 amino acids. The record is from RefSeq and is a predicted model, not a curated record. The transcript has a single exon. Lineage: Eukaryota; Fungi; Ascomycota; Eurotiomycetes; Eurotiales; Aspergillaceae.
UAUAGACAUACAGACAUACAGGUAUUGAGCAUCUACUUGUAGUUUAGAGAUAUAUCGAGAUAAGAUAGUCUAGAUGGAUCCAUGGUAUCCGUCCAACAGUGGUUCGCUGGUUCCAUGGUUCAUUGUCAUACAAACAUACACAAUAAAAAAAAUAAAAGAAAUAAAAAGGAGUCGAGGAAUCGCAGACAGGGAAUCAGGCAUCAAUCGGGAAUCACAAAAGAAACAAAAAAAAAAAAAAAAAAAAACAGACUGGUAUACAAACAAUGGUAUAUAAGACAGAAAUGCAGACAUUUGCUCAACAUGCGCCAGAAACCAACAGAACGCUUCAAAAAUCCCAACCAGGUAACGAUAAACGAAAGGAAUGACCACUUUUCACUCAUCCACUUCAUAAUCUCCAUCACUCUUUUGCCGUAACUCAUUCAGUCAAAUGUUUCUCAAUAUGGCGCAUGUCUGACACUCAGAAACUCCCUCCCCUCCGACUGACUUAUCGACCGAUGAUGCUGAUGCUGAUGAUACGCCGCCGGGCUCGUCC